Haemonchus placei is the source of this 891-nucleotide messenger RNA. NCBI's taxonomy places the organism in Eukaryota, Metazoa, Nematoda, Chromadorea, Rhabditida, Trichostrongylidae. The record is from the annotation of a GenBank genome assembly.
AUGGCAGCCGAUGAAGUAAAACAGACGUCAGAGCAACAAAUGCGUACACUGCAAUUCAAUGACAAGGUGUCACGUCUUAACAGAGAGUUUAUUAGACAGCUACAGGAAUGGUAUAAGCAGUGCGCCCACUAUGAUUUCUCGAAUUCUGUCAAGUCCUAUCUGGAGCAUAUCAAGCGGCUGGAUGAAAUGUAUUCUGGAAAACCUACUCCAAAUAGUACCACAACAGUAGGGACACCUACAGCAUCAACAGGGCGAGUUAUUGCUAAGGCUAAGCGUCGAAUUGAGGGAACCACUCCUCGUAAUGAACUAAAUAAUUCGGUGAAAGUUUCGACGCCUUCCGGUGCUCCGCCACGUUUGAGUCUUGGCGAUGUCUCAGUUAUCAAACCGAAUUUGGACGCCACACUGACUGUUCCAACACCUAAGGCUUCCGAGUCUUCUGCAGCCAGUGAGCAUGCCAGCGGUAGUGGCGGUGGCGGUCGAAAGCGUGCGAUUCGUGGAGGAGGUCCUGCUGGAGGAGCUGAGACUGUCGUGUUCCGUGGCACUGAAAUAUCUAGUUCGAUUCAUCAACUGUAACCUUUGGUGCGAGCAAAAAAGAUGAGGGCAGUAAAGAGAAAAAUCAGUGCACGUUGAGUCCAACGUCUUCGAUAUCGUGUGGCGCGAAAAAGGCUGAAGAAGAUUCUGAGAAAAAGCCGGCUUUAUCUUUUCCGUCUUUCGGUUCCAAGAAAGAUAGUGAGGAAGCUGAGAAAAAACCUCAGCUAUCUUUUACGACAUUCGGCUCGAAACAGGAGGAGAAGACCAACUUUAUCGUUCCCGUCUUUUGGAAAUGCGAAGGACGAUAAGAAGGAGGGCGAGAAUAGGUUAGAAUAUUGGUUUCAAUUUUCUUGCUUGUAA